Peniophora sp. CBMAI 1063 is the source of this 3282-nucleotide messenger RNA. NCBI's taxonomy places the organism in Eukaryota, Fungi, Basidiomycota, Agaricomycetes, Russulales, Peniophoraceae. The record is from the annotation of a GenBank genome assembly.
AUGUACUGGCGCCCGAAAGUAGACGUCCGCGUCGGAUACAGUUCAGACACGCCUUCCACAAUAUUCGUCCCGCCCUCGUCGAGCACAACAACGCGCAAACACCGGCCGUCCAACCACCAGAGGGGCUACUCCUCUGACGCCGCCUCCACCGCCGGCCACGGCCAUGCCCACGGCACCGGCCACACCCGCCAGCGCACAGAUCCGGGCAUCUACGCUGCCUACGGCGUGCCGGCCAGCAGUGCGGGUGCUGGCCCAUCACAGGCGCGCGGCGCUCCACAAUAUCCAGACCGGUACGCGCCACCGCCUGCUUCUGCUUCUUACACCCAAAUGCCUGUACCCGUGCCGCCAACGGAGAGCCGGCAACGCGAUCCGGUGUCGAAGCUCAAGAAGAAGCGCGACGAUCCAGCGCGAGUGGCAGCACGGCAGGAGAGGGAACGGGAGAAGGAGCGGGAGAGACAGCGAGCAGAGCAGCAGCAGCGGGCUGACCAGCAGGCUGAAGAGGCGCGGCAGGCGGAGAAGGCGGCGGCCAGGCAGCGAAAGAAGGAGGCCAAGCAGAAACAGGAGCAGGAGGCCGCAGAAGCGCUCGAAACAGAACGACGGCGGAAGAAACGCGAAGAGCGGCACAGGGAGCGGGCCGAGCGGCAGAAGCAGAUGGAGCUGGCCGCACAGCGAGAGGCAGAGGCGGCACUGGCCGCUGCGGCAAAGGCAGCCCCGCCGGCCAGCAGAGAUUACCGCAAACAGACCCAGAAGCCGAAGGAGGACGAGAGCGACGACGAGCGCACCAAACGGCGCAGGCUCAGAGUGCCCGGCCAGGCCAACAGCUCGCCUGGCCAGCAAGGUGUACCCGUCGUGCCCUCGUCCCAAGCAUCUUACGCCCGCGUCUAUCCUGACAACGCGCCCGCCUCUUCGCGCGAGACCCUCAAACCGUCCAACAGACAGCCGGCGGCAAAGGCGCCCUCAAAGCCUUACGACGUCGCGCCCUAUCCUCCCGGCUACGCCGUCUCUGGCAGCGACGGCGAACACGCCCAUCAUCACCGCACAAAGACGCGCUCUAAGCCGGCGCCUCAACAACCGCCCGCAUCCGCACCUUCGCCGCCAGGCGUGCCCUUGUAUCGCGCAGAUACACAGCGAUCAAACAAAGGAGGCAUGUUCGGUGACAUGGCAAACUGGUUCUUCAGCAGCGGCAGCAAAGACCGCGAGAAGGAGCCCAAGAGCCGCGUCAAGGUCCCCACCCCGACGCCGACCAAGAGCACCCCAUCGCCCGUAGUGAGCAUCACCGCCGGCGAAGGUCCUCCCGAUCCGCCCAAGGGUUCCCCUCCACAGCCUGCGAAAUUACCUGUCCACCUCCAGGCGCUCAUGCAAGCCCACCACGCGGCUUCCGCACCUCCAGCGACGGCAACGCCUCAUGCUGCCCCUCAACCCGUUCGACCUCCACCGGUUCCUGUCCAACCGACCCAGACCCAGUCCAAUCUCGGAUCCGUCUCUCACGUCGCCACUGGCAUACCCUCCCUCAACUCUUCUCCACCUCGACCUCCUCAACCGCAGCACUCGCAGUCCGCGCCUUCGCAUGUGCCCUCACCCUCGGUACACCAGGUCCCCGCCGUCGCGUCUUCCGCUCGCACGCGCCACUCACCCCCACAACGUCAUUCCCCGCCACAGGCCAUUCCCGGCGCCUUUCCAGAUGAACGCGAUUCUCCCGGCCGACGCCAUCGCAGGCAUGGCAGCGCAAAUGAACUCCCACAGCGCAGCGCGAGCACCAAGCCGCCUUCGCCACCCAAGCGCGAUGCCCCGACGCCCGCACCCUCUCACGCACCUUCCACCGCUCACGACCGACACGCCCACGCUCACGCCUCCCACGCUCACCAUCAACAGCCUCAGUCUCAACCACAAGCACAAGUCAGCUAUCAUAAUGCACCUACAUCUACACAACCUCAACGCCCAUCACCGCGAGGGCAUACGCUGCCCAGCCCGUCUGUGACACAGCUUCAAGCUCAACAGCAGCAGCGCACCGCGUCGCACGAGACAGGAAGUACCACGCUCGUUGGGACAACUACACCCCAGAGCACGCUGGUCAACUCUGUCGCUUCUCCGCGGGCCGUGCCCGUACCCGCCUACUCUACCACAUCACACUCAUCACGACGAAACCGUUCGGCCUCCGCGUCCGCCGCCCAACCCUCAUCUUCUCAAUCACAGCAACAGCAGCAACAGCAACAAUCACAACAGCAACAGCAGUCAUACUUCGCUCCUACACCCGUCCGCGCAACCGCCCCUUCUUCCUCUCACGGCCAUUCGCAUUCGCAAUCUACAUCUCACGCAUACACUUAUGCCCAAACAUACACAUCGCACGACCAUCGCGGCGCUACGCCCGCGCCCAUCCGUAUACCCGCGCCCGACCGUACAGCCUCGGGGAGCCCCGACGAUGGCGGGAGCUUGAACACUCCCUCAUCUCUGGGCCCUACGCCCCGCGCGGCGCCCGGCGAGCUGCCGCCUGUCUACGGAUAUCCCCUCCAGCCGACUACCACGAGCCAGAGUCUACCGGAAGGCAGAUCGACGACGUCCAAACGAGGCAGCAUAUUCGGCGGGCUCUUCCGCUCCAAGACGCAAGCGCAGACCGGAUCCGGGACGGCGCCGGGCGUUAGCAGGAGUGCACCGGGCGUUACCGUUACUGUCAAGCAGAGCAGGACGAGUUUGCGUGCGCAGAGUGACAGUGAAGCGCCGACGGGGAGAGAUAGGCAGGGGCCGGCGGCGGCGUUCAGUGCGAGUCGAAGGACGAAGGGGACGCAUUCGUCGUCGCAUCAUCGCGAGGCGCAACAGCCGCCGCAUAGUGCACCUCCACAUCCGCACCCUCCUCCGGCCCCUCCACCCCAGGCGCAAUCGCAAGCGUCAACCCAGACACAGAGGCCAAGCUUGAACAGGGCGCCUUCGUCCUCGGGCACGCUGAAGAACGCGGCUAUCUUCCGGCUCAUCGCCAGGCGCCACCACACCGUCUCCAAUCUUUCACUCGACGCAGCAGACGGUACGAAUGCGGGCGACAGCACAGUGAUGACCUCGCCCGCUGCGUCCGUACGCGAGGUGGCGCCGCCGAAGAGGGAUCCCGUUCAAGCUACGCACGAUUGGAGGCGCGCUGCAGAGGCGGACGCGAUUGCGACGGAGAGGGGGAGUAGGAGGCGCAGGAGACCGGGUGUGACGUUCGAUGCGUAUGAUGCGGUGCCGCAGGCGGACGAUCAUGCGUUGCCGUAUGUGAUGAGGGCGAGGAGGGCGAGCGUUGUGAAUGCGAGUUGA